Molecule: messenger RNA, 4454 nt
Organism: Diorhabda sublineata
Lineage: Eukaryota; Metazoa; Arthropoda; Insecta; Coleoptera; Chrysomelidae
Gene: stv
Product: BAG domain-containing protein Samui
Exons: 2
Coding region: 261-1886 (541 amino acids)
Molecular function (GO): protein-folding chaperone binding
Source: RefSeq, a predicted model, not a curated record
GUUUUAAUGUUUUUUCUUAGUGUUUUCGUUUAAUGUUGUCCUUCAAAUAUAUGAAAUAAGCUAAGACACACUUUCAUAAUGCUAUACAAUUUUAACUUGAACUUCUGUCGAAAAUAUUUUUAGACAGUUUAAUUAUUCCAAAGCGUUGUGUAAAUUGUUAUAUAUAGGAAGCUUCCAGAUGAUUCUGUGGCUUAAAUAGUCUGAUCAAAAGUGUGUGGUUUAAGUUUUCUCUCGUAAAAAGUUGAUUUUUUAUUAUCAAAAUGUCUUUUCCCAGGUCUCAUUAUAGUGGAUUUCCAUUUAAUGCAGAGUCUGAUAGAGACGAAUUUCCAUUCAACAGAAACAGACAAGGAAGUUUGAAAUCAACUCUUGAUGACAUAGCAAAACGUCAUCCAGAACUUGCUGAACAUUUUCAAAACUUAAAUCAAGGUCCUAAACCACGAAAUAGACCGACAGAAGAGUUUAAAGCUAAAUUCAGGAAACCAUUUGGAGAACAUUUUCCAUUUGAUGACGAUUUUGAUAUAGAUAAAAAAUUUGCUCAGAAAUUUUGUGAACCUAGAGAAUUUUACGAUCCUCAAGGACAUUUUCCUCAAACAAGCUCUUAUCAAGGAGAAAAUAAUACACAUUCACAACAAACUCCAACUGAAGCCGCCGCUUCACAGCACUCACAACCUGAAAACAAUUCUCCAGCCUCACAAAGUACACAAAUUCCAGAAAAAGAAAAGAUCGGUAUACAACAAAGCAAUACCGUAGAUUUAGGACAGAAACAGGAACCUAUUGAUGACAGAAAUCAAAGAUCUAUGUCUGCACCACCAGGAGAAACUCAAAAGCGAUACACAUCUAGUAUUAAUAUCCCAGUAAAUACACCUUCCGAGAAUAUGUCUCACAACCAGCAGCAGCACCAGGAGCCAAAAUCAAAUGAAAGGAUUAUUCCAAUUCAGGUAGAGGGUCGAGAUAUUCCAGUUAUUCCUAAAAACAUUCAUAUACCCCCGACACAGUCACAUCAAAUGCCACAGAGACAUGACCAUUUUUCAAGGGCAGGGUUUCCCGACGAACAUUUCAGUCAAAAAUUUCCUCAUAAUUUUCAGCAACAACAUCCUAAAGAUGAAAUACCUAUUCCUGUACAAAGGGAGAAGCCUGCUGCAGAACAACACCAACAACAGGCACCUCCUCAACAAACAGCUCCCCAAUCUCAAAAAGUUGAAACCCAAGAGCCUAAAGUUCCACCUCCAGAACGCAAACGCGUGUCUCCUAUAGAGCAGAUUCAGGAAAUACAAAAGGACGUUUCUAAUUUGAUGGAACAAGUUGAAAAAUUUACAGGAAAAUCUAAAGACAAACAAUAUAUAUAUUUAGAUGAAAUGUUAACUAGAAAUUUAAUAAAACUGGAUAAUAUAGAUACACAAGGACAAGAAAAUAUUCGUCUAUCUAGAAAGGAAGCUAUAAAAUGUAUACAACAAGCCAUCUCUUUAUUAGAAAGCAGGGCCUCAUUAGACUCAGAAGAAAAAAUGAAUGUGGAUGAAAACUCACAGGCUGUUGCUGAAGAAAAACAACAGGUUGUUCCAAAUAAUCCUGAUAAUGGUAUUUCUACUAAACCCGAAGAUACUAGUAACUCAAAUGAACAACAAAUACCAGAAUCUCAACCUUCCACUGACAUUGAGAAAAUGGAAAUAACAGAAAAUAACACAACUGAACCAAAUCAGACAACUGAUUCUAAAGAGGAAAAUUGUGAACCUACUAAUAAGGAAACCAGAGCAGUAUUAGUAAACCCUAAAGAUGAUAAUGUACACGAAAAUAAAGAUGUAGCUGAUCCGAGCAAUCAGGAUACUGUUGAAAAACAGAAGAAUGAAGAAUGUAAAAAAGGAGAAAAGAAAACUUGUAGUCCGCACUAAUUUGUUAAAAUAUUUCAAUAAGCAGUAUAAUAUAAAAUGAGUAGUUCAUGUUGAGGGUGACGUCGUUUUUCCCAAAACUAUUUCUUAGCAACAAAAAAUUUUAAUUGAAGUAAUCAACAGUAUGCCUAUCAACAUUCAUUAAUAUUCAUAUCUACAUAUAAUUGUAAUUAUAUUUAGUUGAGCUGUGUGUAAAGAAGCUUGCCAUUACUAGAAAUUGAGAUUCAUUUAUCAAGAACACUAGUAAUUAUUAUAUAAUUAAUUUUGUAUAACCCGCCAAGUGAUAUUGUUUAUUGUCAGUUUUUACUCAGUCACUUUUUUGUUAUUUCACUGUUUCUUAUAGAUUUAUCAAAAAAAUUUUAUGAUUAUGGGUUAAAAUAUCUUGCAAAAUCAUUUACAAUUAGUACAAGUAGGGUGUUUUUUGUUUCCAUAUUGUAUGCUGGUCUAUAAAAUGGUGGCUAAGUUUAAUUUGUAUAGAUGAAUAGACGUACUAUAUUAACAAUUGUGAUUUUCUUAGUUUUGACCUUAGAGUGAGUUCUUAAAAAAAGUUGUGGUGAAGGUUUGUUGAUGGCAACAUGGUAGAUCUAAUUUGGAAUUGAUAGUUUUUGAGAUACCAUUAUCUACACAAUCUCUAAAGGUCUAAUAUAAAUUGUAACAUCACAUUGUAAAAAUAAUAGUUUAAUUACUAAAAAAAAAAGAGAUUGCUUCUGGUGUUCAAAAUGAAAUCGUUAAUUUAUUAGUCACAUAAAAAUGUUUUACUAGUUGUGAUAGAAUUUAUUGAAAUAAACUUAACAGCUAUUUCAUCCGAUUUGCCAAAACAAUGUUCAUUAAGUCACCACAUUUUCUCGUAAAUACCGUUUUUUUUCCAAUAAAAAUAUUUUAUUUCAAAGACGACUUUUUUGGCAAAGAGCCAGAUAAAGCACUUCCAAAUGGUCUUGCAUUUUUUGUUAAUCUCCGAAUCUAAGUUUAUUUUUUGUAGUAAACAACAAGUAAUAAAUUAUAUUUACAUAUUUGACAUUAAGUUGGUUUCUUAAUACAUGUUGUUCUACUAAAUAUCUUCAAAAGGCAUUUCAUUGUUUUAAGUUGCAGGUGUAGUGCGUUUAAAACAAAAUUACAAUUAAUAUGUCGUCUUUAAGUCUAUAAAUUUGGAAAUGGUAAAAAAUAUAUUGUACGUCUUGUAUCGAGAUUGGUUUGUAAUGGUUCACUACAGAACCAGUUUGGUCAGUUUUAUCAAAAGACAACUUCACUAUACUUCAAUUUUGAAGAUGUAUUUUGCUAUGUUUAAGAUUAAUGGAAAUAUUUCAAUAUUUAUAAUAUAAUAAUUGUACUGGUAGUGUGUGAUCAAUGAGUUUAUAUUUUUUACUUAGACUGAACUUUUCUGCCUUUUCAGAAACAUAAAAUCGAUGAGAAGCAUAUAAAAAGGUUGCUUUGAAACAAUUUUCAUGAUAGUUUUAGUCUUUAGUUAAUUUUGAAAAUAUAAAACAUUGAUAUACUCCCGCCACUCCAUCUUCAAAUUCAUUUAACUACUUCACUUAUAUAUAUCUUAUGUACUUUUCCUAAUUUUUCAAUCUAAGUGACAGCUUAUUUUAAUUCUGUACUUUUAAUAGUUUUUCUCUCGUAGCUUCCGCUAUCGAUUUUUUUAUAGAUUAUAAGGCUAUCUUUAACCUUUACACUGUGAGUGUAAUCCAUCUAUGCAAAUUUGGAAGAGAAGUCUAAUAGUCGAAUCUAUGAACCAUAUUUAUCACAUAAUAUAUGUGAAAAAUCAGCUACUGAUGCCUACUUCUCAUAGAAUGUGAUAAUACCAAAAGCUUUUAUUAAAAGUAUGUAACUGUUAGAUUUACUGAAAGCAUUAAUUAUUUUCGACAAAGACAAAUUUUUUGUUUGUCCUAAAUAUACCCUAGAGUAUCUUAAACAUGAGUCUUUGUAUUGAAAAUUAAUUUUCUAAAGUUUUAUAACGUUUUAAGUAAUAAUUAUCAUUUACAUUACAAGUUACUUGACAUCUUCAAUAGGGGUUAUACCCAGUAGUUGUGAGUCCUAUUAAAAAUAAAAUUUCUUGUCUUUGCUGUUUCCUCUGUUCAAUAAAUUGUUUUAUGGUAACUUUGAACUAAUCUAAUCUGUUUAUAAUUCAUGACUGAUACAUAUAAAAAUAUAAAAGAUUUACACAAAAAUCAACUUUUUUCAAAUUAUUUAUGAAUCUGUCAUAUUUUUUCUGUGACUAUUAUACAAGUAUAUUUAAAGUGAAAAUUUUGUGAUGCCACCCCAACGUUUGACUACUUAUUUAUAUUACAUUGUGAUAAACGCUUUAUAUUAACAACAAUGAUGCUUUUGCAAAAUAUAAUAAUUCACUACAGAUUUAGUGAGACUGAUUUAUUUUGUAGUCCGCACUACAUUUAACAGUCAAUUUGAAUAUUUAUAAUUUUAACAUCAGUGUAAAUAUUUUGUUUAGGUCCAGCACUUUGACUGUGAUUGUUUAGGUUUCUUGUGUUUUAAUUUUUGCCUUUGUAUAUAUGUUACAAUUAUUUAAAAUUGUACUCAUUAACUUGUUAAUAAAAGUUGAUUUUUCAUAUAAAA